AUGCGAACCGUGCGACAGCCGUAUGGAAAUGUUCAACAUUUGAAAAAGCUCGCAUCGGCAUGCGGCCCGUCCGAAUUAUACACGACACCACUACAACCAUUGCGAAUCAUCAACAUACUGCCGUGCGACUCCCAUAAGACCUGUACGAAUCGCCAACAUACUGCCGUGCGAUUCCCGUACGCCCUGUACGAUUUGACUCAUAAAAAUGUUUUCCCGGGCUUUCAUCCAAAUGAUUGCCCGCGAAAUUUGGACAUCACGUCUGCUAGGAAAAGGCGCUGUAAUAACGCUGAGUACCAGGACAAAUUUAAACACUACAGAGAAGGACACGUCUGCCAAAUUAAACACCACUGGUUGUGGAAGAUGCACUUCGCCUUCGACCGGAUUCGGAUCUUGGCGGGUUUUAACGGAACCCUUCUCAGACUCGACGACGACUAUUACCUCGCUGAUGACGUCAUUCACUUCAUCCGGAAGUUAGAUCUGUACAGAAAAAAGUCCUACUCGGACUGCAGGAUGUAUAUCUUGGGAGACCACGAACACUUCUCCGAGGCCCCGUUUCGAACAGCAGCCAAUGGAGUUCUAAAGGCUUCCUACUACGUGGGGAUCGGAAGGGGUAUGGCGUUCACGAGGGAAUUCUGGGAGGCGUUUAAAAAGUGUUCCAAGUCUUUCUGCACCCACGACGAGUACAACUGGGAUUUCGCUCUGCACCGCAUCGCGGCCACCUGCAUGCGUGGAGGUCUGAGGGUCAUGAAACCCGUGGCCAGUCGAGUCUUCCACGUCGGCACAUGUCUCGGAUUCCACAGGAAGAUCAACAACUGCAGACUGGAGACCGUGAAAAAGAACAUCCAGCAGCUGCUACACACAGUCUCGGCCAAUCUGUUUCCAGACACGAUAUCGGUGAUCCAGGCCAACCUCGCCGCGAGGCCUGCGACACAGCAGUACGGGGGUUGGGCGGAUCCGCGAGAUCACCAGCUCUGUCUGAACAUAUUCCACAACGUCAGCGACGACGAAGCCAUUCUAGCACAGAUACUCAACACUCUCAGACAUCCUGCGAACAGAAGUCGACUGUGA
Gigantopelta aegis is the source of this 1068-nucleotide messenger RNA. RefSeq names its product alpha-1,6-mannosyl-glycoprotein 2-beta-N-acetylglucosaminyltransferase-like. Gene Ontology annotation, molecular function: alpha-1,6-mannosylglycoprotein 2-beta-N-acetylglucosaminyltransferase activity. The record is from RefSeq and is a predicted model, not a curated record. The transcript has 2 exons. Lineage: Eukaryota; Metazoa; Mollusca; Gastropoda; Neomphalida; Peltospiridae. The coding region runs from base 1 to 1068 and encodes 355 amino acids. Gene Ontology annotation, biological process: oligosaccharide biosynthetic process; protein N-linked glycosylation. Gene Ontology annotation, cellular component: Golgi membrane; Golgi stack.